ACACGUAUUAAUUUCUGUUAGAAAUCCCUGAUAGCUUUUUAAGUUUCAUUUUUCCAAAAAUGAAGCUACACCAAUUGAUAAAUGGGAUAUUCCGGGAAACGAAAAGUUAGCUGACGCUACUAUAAAAGCAGGCGUCUAAACCGCCAAAACUGUACAAGAUGCAAGGUCUCCUCACCAGCAGAUUGAUCAUUUAAUGAUCCAUUAUUUUUUUAUUGAUACAGCGGUCUAUCGCGAAUUGCUUAUUUCUGAAUAUAAUCCCUGACAAUGAAGAAAAUGUGACUGCGGUUUUUAAGGAUUUUGUCACAAAUCUCUGACCGUUAGUUUAGUUACUGUACAGUUAUCCAGUUUCUUGACGAAUAACUGCCUCAUGGGUUCUUAGGUGCUCAGGGACAGUAAAUAACCGACCCAGGAUAAGAAGCAAAAGCAGUUUUCUCCGUCUGUUCUUGCAGGUCGUGAUGGAGUUUCCUCAGAGCAGCGGGUCACUUAAGGAAGAGGACAAAUUUUUCAGACCCGAAUCCCAAGAAGAGGCUGCUGAUCAGUGUCCAGUUGAGGUGGAUGUGGAUAAAAACACUUUGGUUACUGAAGAUGGUGUAGAGACUUUGGGUAACAAUAUGGAGGCCUGGCAAUUAGUGGGGUUGCAGAAAUUUGAUAAUGUUCCGGAGAGAACAAGCAGCAAAGAUGGCCAAGAAGACCAAGUUCAAAUUGUGCUUGACAUGAAUGAAGAAGUGCCAGCACCACAAAGCUUGACUGUCUCCUCUAUCGAUGUAACUUCUGCAAAUGUUGGCUGGGAGAAACCGUCAGACAUGGAAGGCAUUCCACAUAAAUUCAGUGUGACUUGGCUGAGCACUGGCCAACCAAGCAAGUCCAUCACCACAGAGGAGAACCAUGUGGUGCUGUUUGACCUGAGACCCGGGAUGGAGUAUGAGGUCACUGUGUGCACGGUCUUAGAAGACAGUGAACUGGAGAGUGAUCCAGCGAGCACAACAUUCUACACAAAACUCCCCCAACCACAAGACCUUACAGUUGACAAUGUGACCUCCGACACUGUGACUCUGAGCUGGCAGAUAACAGUGGAGAUGCUGGGCCACCCAGAGCAGUAUAUGGUUACUUGGGACGUCAAAGGGAGGAAGAAACACCUCAACGUGAAAGACAGGAGUGUGACCAUAGAGAACCUCUCUCCAGGCAGAAAGCAUAUAUUCAGUGUGGUCACUAUUGGGACCGACGGCAGCCAAAGCGAGUGUGCGUUUGCUCGUGUGUGUACAGAACCAUCUCCACCUGUGAGCUUAAAGGCAGAGGAAGUGAGGAGCACUUCAGUGACACUUUGCUGGCAGAGACCGACCGGCAUGGAAGACCUCAGCUAUCAGUACAUCAUCACCUACGGUUGCAAUGGAGAGCAGCAAGAAUCAGUGGAGUUGGAAUCCAAUGCCGAUACAGUCACUCUGUGGGAUCUGAAACCUGGAACAGAGUACAGCUUUAUCAUUGGUACAGUGCUUCAGACAGGAAGCCGAAGCAGAGAAAAGUCAAUAUGCGUGUCCACAAAAACAUUACAGGGUGAGCUGAUAUAUGACCUGGGACUGGAAAGUUACUUGCAGGAAAAACUUACCCUAAGUACUGUGCUGGAGAUCACCAGUGAGACUGUAAACGAUAAACUCGUCCAGUCCGUCAAAUCUCUGCCGUGGUAUUUUCUGAGGAAGCUCAUGAUGGUAAAUGUGACUGCUAGGAGUGGGAUGUGCACGAGCAAUGAGGACACAGAGCUCCAGAGCCUGGACAGCUUUCUAGAGGAUCUGGGAGACCUUCAGGGUCAUAGCAAUAGGCUCAACCCCCUCGAUGUCAUCACAGCUCUUUUCCUGUGUUCAGAUGGUUUCCUUCAACAGGAAAUGACCUUGAAGAUGUCCAUGUGCCAGUAUGCUGUGCCUCUUCUGCUUCCCAAUUCUGACGGACACCAGUGCAUGUUGAUGCUUUGGGCUAUGAGGGACAUUGUAAAGAAGUUCAGGCCACAUUCCCUGAAGGAUCCAAAAGGAUUCAUAGAGGACAGCAUUGUGCUUUCAAAGCUGCCCAUGGUAUCUUUUGUCAGACUGGGCAGCAGUAGCUUGAGAAAGUCUCACAUCUUGAACCAAGUUCUGAGCAACCCUCAGCAGUACCAUGACACUUUUGUUCACGACAACAUGGCAUGUGGUGAUACCAAAAGGAGGAUUUCUAAUGGCCUGGUGGAAAUUAGCUGGUAUCUGCCCUGUGGGAACGAAAACAUUGACAUCUUUCCUGAGCCUGUUGCUGUAUCCAACUUGCGUGGAGACAUAAGUUCCUUUUAUACUGAAUUUUUUUUCCUGUGUCAAACGUCUGCAGCAGUCUUUGUGUUCUGCGAUGACUUUAAUCAUGGGUGUGAGAUGCUCCAUGAACAGCAUAUUAGGUCUCAGUUAUUCUUAGUCAGCAAUUCACAGGCCAGCAGCUUCAAUGUGGCGAACUUUAAAGCACAGAUAUCCAAGCUCCAGCUUCAGCCAAAGAACAUCCUCAUGAAGCGCCCAGGAAUGAAUGACGCGGAAUUUGUUAACAAGCUGCGAAUGACUGUGAGUAAGCUACUGAAGGAAAAUCCACUGAAAAUGAAUAUUGUAGACAUGUCAGCUACUGCACAUGAGUUAGGAAUCCCAGUAGAUGAAGACUGCACCCAGUGUCAAAAUGGAAAGAAGAUGGCGGAGAUGAUGACAUCAGGAAUAACUGACAUACCUGAUUUCAAGGAAAAACAACUUCCUUUGCAAGGAGAAAUCUGGAAAGAACUUACUAAACUAGAGAAGGAGCAAUGCAGGCUGACCAAAGCUGGGGAUAGAGACAUAGACCUGAGGAAGCAGCAGGUGGCUCUCGAUAUGUCUGCUGCUAUGUCACAUUUUAUUUAUGCAAUUUCAAAUUCCAGAGAGGACCGACCCUAUUUCCUCAAAUGGAUGAGGAUCAACUUGGACACCAUAUCACGUACAAACUUAUCACACCUCCGAGAGAAGUAUAAGGAAAAGUGCCUUAACUCUCCUGAAGAUAAGGAGCUCAUUGCUAAAUUGGACAGGCAGAUAUCCAGCAGCUCUUUGGGGGUUGAACACUUUCUGCGAGAGAUGGGCCAGCUGUACGAAUCUGCCAGCUCUCUUCCUGAAAACGAUCUGGCUCGACAACAGAUGGAGAAGCUGCCGCGACUGUGUGCUGAACUGCUACUGGAUGGUUUUCCACUGGAGCUAGUAGAUGGGGAUGCAUCAAACAUUCCCCUUCGGUGGGUGUCGGCUGUGAUGAAUAAUUUAAACCAUUUAACAGGCUCGAAAAGUAAGAUCAGGGUGGUGACAGUGCUGGGGGUUCAAAGCACUGGGAAGUCCACUCUGCUGAACACCAUGUUUGGAGUUCAGUUUGCUGUCAGCAGUGGCCGGUGUACGAGAGGUGCAUUCAUGCUGCUUAUCAGGGUGAAGGAGGAUUUCAGAAAGAAACUUGGAUGUGACUAUGUCAUGAUCAUUGACACAGAAGGAUUGAAAUCGCCAGAGUUGGCCCAACUAGCUGAAAGUUAUGAGCAUGAUAAUGAGCUGGCCACUCUAGUGGUAGGCCUGAGUGACAUUACAGUCAUCAACAUAGCCAUGGAGAACUCAACAGAGAUGAAAGAUAUCUUGCAGAUUGUUGUUCAUGCGUUUCUGCGCAUGAAAGAAGUGGGGAAAAAACCUUGCUGCCAGUUUGUGCACCAGAACGUGGCAGAUGUGUCAGCCCAUGACAAAAACAUCAGAGACAGGAAGCUUCUUCUGGAGCAGCUGAAUGAGAUGACCCAAACGGCAGCCAAAAUGGAAAAGAGGGGAAGCAAUAAAACAUUUACAGACAUCAUGAAAUACAACCCAGAAAAGAAUAACUGGUACAUCCCUGGACUCUGGCAUGGUAACCCUCCCAUGGCUCCGGUGAAUGCAGGCUACAGUGAGUCUGUAAGCGACUUCAAAAAAAGCCUCAUUACUUCCUUCAAUGAGUGCCGGACCCCAACACACACAUUUGCUGAAUUCGUUGAAUGGACCAAGAGUUUAUGGAACGCAGUGAAGUACGAGAAUUUCAUCUUCAGCUUUCGCAACAGCCUUGUGGCUGAUGCCUACUCUAAGCUUUGUAUAGAGUUCAACAAGUGGGAGUGGGCGUUUAGGAAGCACAUGUACUCAUGGCUGUCACAAGCUGAGACUAAAGUGUCGAACUUUGGCAAAGUACAAACUGGGACUUCGCUCACUGCUGAGGAUUUACUGAGCGAGCUGAAAACAGAGUUAGCUGAGGAGCUCACUCAGCAAGAGAAGAUCAUUUUGGACAACAUUUCUGAAUAUUAUAAAAGAAAAGAAAACCACAUUUAUUUGGUGGAGAAGUACAGAGAGGAUUUUGUGAACUCUGCCAAAACCCUGACAAGAGAGACACAGAAUUCUGUGAAAAACAAAAUAGAGGCAGCGAUGAAAAUCAAAAAGGGCAUGCUCAAGUUGGACACUGUCAGAAAGAAACACACAGACACCAUGGAGCGGAAGGUUCUAGAACUGAUUGACAGAUGCAGGGAAAUCAAAACUGAAAUGUCACCUGAACAGCUUCUGUUGGAAUUUGAAAAGAUGUGGGACGACACUGUGAAAGAGCUUUCUUUUGCAGGCCUACAGAGACGGGAUAUUAGUCAAGACAUUUUCCGUCAAUUAAGGGCAAACUUGAAUAGAAAGGGAAGUCAUGUUCAUGAAAUGCUGUCCCAGGUUUGCUUGUAUGACAGUAGUAAAGAAGCUUUUAUAGUACAAAAUGAUGAUGGUUUUUUAAAAAAAGCCUACAAACGUUUUUUUGGGGAUGAGCAGAAGCGGAAGGCACAAGAAUUGGCAGAUCAUAUCAUCUGGAAGAGUCAGGAGUUUAUUAAUGAAAAAGUGAAAAUAAAAACAGAUUACCAUGACACUUACACCACGCAGUUGUUGCGUUUAAUAGAUGACUUGCUGGAGAAGGAAAGGGAUCUGCAAACAAGCAAAUUUGAGGUCUCUGUGAAGAUACACAUCUGUGGGUUUGCAGCAAGGGAAUUCCAGGAAAUGCAUGAUUGUUUUAUUGGAGUAAAUGACCCUCGGCGAUGCUUGGAAGACUUCAAGGACCAGUACUACUCUGACUUUAAGGACCUGUGCUUCCAAAGAGACCAGUGUCAUAAGAAGGCUGAAGAGUUUGCCACCUACUGCCUUGUUCCUGCCAUCAAGGAAUAUGCUGCCAAGUCUGUAGGCCCAGAUAUUGUGGAUGAAAUGUUGACAGGAGAGAAAUCGAUGGACUUCAGCACCCGCUCCUUUUUCCAAUUCUCUGUCCUCAAAGAUCUGCUUUUGAAAAAUGAUUUUAAAUAUUUCCUUCAGUACACUCAACAGUAUGAGAAGUUUGUGAAAGACUGGAUUUUCCAGCAAAUAGUGGAGCACUUCUCAAAAAAUCACAACAGGCUUUGCAAUAUCAUGGUUGGUCACCAAACCAAGAUUAUCAAGAAGAUAAAAGAAACUGUUGGGGAUGAAACGUCUGCCAGAGGUGGAAAGAUUAGGAAUAUUUGCCAGUUCAUUCAAGACAUCUGCACAAAAUUUGGAAAGGAACUUGUCAUUCCCAAAACUGCCCUGGAUAAAUUUAUGGCCUUAAACAAUGCAGCUCCUGAGGAGUUUUCUAGAUGCCUUAUAUCCAUCAUGGAGGAAAUGGGAGAGAAGCUGAGGGCUGACAUUGAACAGCAAAUGGAUGUGGAAUCAGUACUGACAGACCUACCCUUCAAGCCUGAGAAUGAGCUGUUCAGAAGGGUGUUUGGCUGUGGAAAGCUGUGUCCAUUCUGCAAAACUCCCUGUGAGGCAGGAGGUAAGGAUCACUCAGAGCACUUUGCAUCCGUUCACCGACCUCAAGGUACUGGACAAUACAGAUCACUUCGAUCUGAAAAACUAGUCACUAAUGUGUGCUCAUCCAACGUUGCCAGUGAAAGACGAUUCCAGUGCCCAGAAACGUCAUGGAAUUUUCAUCCAUACAAAGAUUACCGGAAGUUUUUCCCUGACUGGCGCAUUCAGCCUGACACAAGCAUUGAGGCCUCAGACUACUGGAAGUAUGUCUUUGCUACAUUUAAUGAUCAGUUUGCCAAAGAAUUUGCUGCUAAACCUGCUGACGUGCCAGCAAGCUGGAAAUUAAUGCAGAAGAAUAAAGCCUUGAAAAGUCUGGAAGAAGCAUUUGGGCUGAAAAAGAAUCUGAUUUGAUAGCUGGGAAAUGGCAUCAAAGCAAAAUACAAAUAAUUAGUAACAUGCAUGGAAAAAGUUGUCCAACCACAAAAUAAAAAAGACUACCAUCUUUUUUGUACUUAUAUUGAAAAACAGAGCUCUUGCUGUGUCUAGUACAUUAUUCACCACUUUUGGGUUUGAAUUUGUUGGGUUUGAACACAGCAUUUUUUUUUUAUCUAAACAUGUAGUAAUAAUCAGAAGUUUAUUGUAAUGAGAGUUUAAGAGAAUUCUUAUGUUAGCAGCAUAAAUUUUACUGGCAUGGUGUGUGACUCUGCGAGUUUGAUCUCCGUGAUCAGAAGGUUGCCGGUUCAGAACCUGUAGUUGGUAGAGUAGUCAUCGAAAUUUGGGCCUGAAGCCCCAACUGUUCCAUGGGUGCUGGAUCAAUGCCUGACCUUGUGCUCCGACCCCCAGCUUUGCUCUUGCUUGUCUGUGUCUCAGAAGAGGAUGAUGUGAUUUACACAGACUGACAUUUCAUCGCACUUGCUCCCUGUACAGUGACUCUAAAGGCAUUCUGUUCUAAAUGUUCUUGUGUUUCCAUUUUCCUUCCUGUUUUCUCUCCAGAAAUAAUGAUCUUUUUCAAGUCAAGACAACCAUAGACAAUGAUCAUAAUGUCUGAAUAGUCCUGUUAGGUUGUUUUUGUUUGAAAUUGCACAGCUCUUGCUGUGAUACUACUCACACCUGUCAUUGAGUACUCAUUGGAAGCUCAGCCUGACUGUAUUUAAACCUAGUUGAUUCCUUUAAAUGUGUGUUUGUGAUGCACUGCCUCACUUGUACGUCAUCUGCUAAGUAAAUGUAUGUGAAUGUUUAACAGCAGUUUUUCUUUGCAUUAAUAAAAUAAUAUAAAAAAAUA
Paramormyrops kingsleyae is the source of this 7068-nucleotide messenger RNA. NCBI's taxonomy places the organism in Eukaryota, Metazoa, Chordata, Actinopteri, Osteoglossiformes, Mormyridae. The record is from RefSeq and is a predicted model, not a curated record.